This is a messenger RNA of Cladocopium goreaui, 1072 nucleotides long. Lineage: Eukaryota; Dinophyceae; Suessiales; Symbiodiniaceae. The record is from the annotation of a GenBank genome assembly.
AGCUGCCACCAGCUUACCGAACCGGCCGCCCACUGGGUGGGAAAAUUUUGCAGCAUGGAGCGUCAUUUGCUGCCGCUUUUGUACAUCUUGCCAUGGGCCUACACCUUUUGCGCAGCUUUUCGCAUCGAGGAUCAUCUUGAAGAGAUGGGGAUGCAGGAGCUGCUGGACCUUCGGUAUUCCCUUUUGCAGUCACAUUUCCUUAGGAGCAGGCGAUCGGUGGACAACUGGUCGCAAAAUGAUGAGAAAACCUUUGCUCUGGAGGAAGUGCGAAAAGCUUGGUAUAUCCAUGAGAUUAAAGAGAGACUGGACUUGGGAGAUGUCAAAGAGGAUCUGCUGAGUCAGUUGAGUUCGCUGCAACAGCAGUGUCCUGAUGCCGAGGAGAUUCAGUCCCAGCUGAGUGAUCUCUGGGAGGAGGUGGGCCGAUGGGUCAAGGCUGAUGACUUGAGACUAGCCAUGGAGAGGGAGCAGAAAAGCAUCCACAAUGAGGAGGCACGAAUGAACUUAGAUGUUGAGGCAACCAAACAGAAAAUCAAGGAUUUAGAGGGCCAAAGUGCCAAUGCGACGAAGGUCUUCAACAAGGAUCAGGAAAGCAGGUUGUUUGAGAUUGUGAAUGUAGCUCAAAGAUUGCAAGAGCUCAAAAAGCUCAUUUCCAAUGCAGUGCAUUCCGACGAUGUGCGGGAAUUGCAGGAACAGUUCGAUCCGUUACAGAAGGCCUACAAGGAUCUCACAAAAGACCUGAGCGAUAGUCAGCUCCAACAAGCCUUCCAUGUAGUGGACCUGAGAAAGCAGAUCGAAGCGGUCAAGAAGAAUCUGUCGAAGGAACACAUCGACAAUGAAUUGAAGAGCCGAACGCAGAUGGCAGAGUCCAGGUAUAACGCGUUGAAACGUCAGCUGGAAACUGCCAAGAAGGAGAUCGAUUUGAGUGCCAUGGAGAAGCAGAUCAUGUCGGUUUGGGAGAAAUCUCUUCAUGACUUGCCCGACAUGGCAGAGCUGCGCAACGCCUCGCAGCUCAAGGAGGCGCAAGCGCAACCAUUUCCGCGCGCUUGGGGAUGACACAGCAAGUUGGAAAAAA